This is a messenger RNA of Brassica rapa (field mustard), 2066 nucleotides long. Its product is annotated as protein LONG AFTER FAR-RED 3. Gene Ontology annotation, molecular function: hydrolase activity, acting on carbon-nitrogen (but not peptide) bonds. Lineage: Eukaryota; Viridiplantae; Streptophyta; Magnoliopsida; Brassicales; Brassicaceae. The record is from RefSeq and is a predicted model, not a curated record.
AGAGAACCGUUUCAAGUUAUUAUAACCAAACCAAAUAACUUAUUUCGGUUAUAUUCGGUUUAAGUUUAUUAUGUUCCCAUUCCUCGUGGCUUUAUCCGUUUUCGAAAACUAUCACCGGCGACUAUGAACCGCUUCGUCGUCGUUUCAGCUGCCGUCUUCCUCCUCAUCUCCCUCGCGUAUCUUCCCCUCCUCAACCAACUCUAUUGGUCAACGCUGACAUCUCUCAUACCACCGGUUAGGGUCGUUGCGGAUUUGGUAGUCACGAAUGGAACAAUCUUCACCAGCGACAAAUCUUUACCCUUUGCUGAUUCCAUGGCCAUUCGCAACGGCAGGAUUCUCAAAGUCGGAAGCUUUACCACUCUCAAGGAUUUUGUAGGAGAUGGGACUGUGGGGGUGAAUCUGGAAGGGAAGGUUGUAGUGCCUGGACUUAUUGAUUCACAUGUUCAUUUGAUUUCUGGGGGACUGCAGAUGGCUCAAGUUGGACUCAGAGGAGUGAGUCAAAAGGAAGAGUUUUGCAAAAUGGUGAAAGACGCGGUGCAGAAUGCAAAAGAAGGCUCAUGGAUUCUUGGUGGUGGAUGGAACAAUGAUUUCUGGGGAGGAGAGUUGCCCUCUGCGUCAUGGAUUGAUGAAAUCUCUCCUCAUAAUCCUGUUUGGUUGAUUAGGAUGGAUGGUCAUAUGGCUUUGGCGAAUUCCCUCACCCUUAAGAUUGCUGGUGUUACCAGUUUAACGGAAGAUCCAGUUGGUGGAACCAUAAUGAGAUUGCCUAGUGGCGAGCCUACAGGUCUUUUGAUAGAUGCUGCUAUGGAGCUUGUCACUUCCUUCGUUAAAGAAGUCUCGGUGGAUGAACGUAGGGAAGCACUUGUUAGAGCUAGCAAGUAUGCUUUGACUAGAGGUGUGACAACUGUUGUUGAUCUUGGAAGAUAUUAUCCUGGCACUACAGAUGAGCUCUCCUGGAUUGACUUUGAAGAUGUCUAUCUAUGGGCUGACUCAACGAAGAAGAUGAUGAUACGUACUUGCUUGUUUUUCCCCAUCACGACAUGGUCACGUUUAUCGGAUCUUAAGCUUCAGAAGGGACAUGUAUUGAGUGAAUGGUUGUACCUCGGUGGCGUCAAAGCAUUUAUUGAUGGCUCUCUAGGUUCCAACAGUGCUCUUUUCUACGAGGAAUAUAUUGACACACCUAACAAUCAUGGGUUAGAAGUGAUGGAUCCUGAGAUACUUUCAAACCUCACAAUGGCAGCUGACAAAUCAGGGCUUCAGGUUGCUAUCCAUGCUAUAGGAGACAAAGCAAAUGAUAUGAUUCUUGACAUGUACGAAUCCGUUGCUGCAGCCAAUGGAGAACGGGAUAGAAGAUUUAGGAUUGAGCAUGCGCAACAUUUAGCAACAGGAUCUUCCGCCAGGUUUGGUCGACAUCACAUUGUAGCCUCAGUGCAGCCAGAUCAUUUGCUUGAUGAUGCUGAUACUGCUCCUAAGAAGCUCGGUUUUGACAGAGCUGAAAAGGAGUCUUAUCUAUUUCAUUCUCUCUUAAAUGGCAAUGCACUUGUGGCUUUUGGUUCAGACUGGCCUGUGGCUGACAUUAACCCGUUGCACAGUAUCAGAACCGCGGUUAAACGAAUACCUCCCAAGUGGGAUCACGCUUGGAUUCCAUCUGAAUGCAUCUCUUUCACCGAUGCCUUGACUGCGUACACGAUAUCAGCGGCACGAGCAGCCUUUCUUGAUGAUCACUUGGGGUCUUUAUCUCCAGGGAAGCUUGCGGAUUUUGUAAUAUUGUCAACGAAUUCGUGGGACGAGUUCUCAAAAGACGGCUCUGCUUCGGUGUUAGCAACGUACGUAGGAGGAAAGCAAGUGCACCCUUGAGUUGGUGAAAUCCAUAUUCCAUACACAAGUGUUGUGAACUAAGUAUCUGACAAGUCAGUUCUCUGUUUGCCUAUGCGCCUUGUGUAGUAUGUACCGAUAUAAACUUUAGCCCACCAGUUACAGUAUAAUCGAUAUAUAAACACCAGUUUUGCUCAAAGAUUUUCACAAAAUCAGAUGUUACAUUAAUGUUACAAAAGGUACAUUAUACACUA